CUCAGCCAACAACCCAAUCCCAGACACCAGACCCCACGCUUCUUCUCUUAUCCCUUGCCUUCCCUAGCCCCCAAGAAUAAUAUCUUCACUUCUCAAUUUUCCUUGAAGCAACUUCCUACAUGGAACUCACUUGUUUGCAUAACAAAUUCAAUUUACAUCCAUUACCUCUCCCUUCACUUCUAUUCCACACGAACCCUAACCCCAGAAUCAGUUUUAGAAAAAGGAACAAUCUUUGUGUGGCUUCAGUUUCUGAUACCAUUGUGUCUGGUUCAAAUAAGGAAGUUAUCAGUAAGAAAGAUGAUGACUUUGGGGACUUGAAAUCUUGGAUGCACAAAAAUGGCUUGCCUCCUUGUAAAGUUGUACUCAAAGAGAGGCCUUCUCAUGAUGAGAAGCAUAGGCCUAUACAUUAUGUUGCUGCCAGUGAGGAUCUUCGGGCGGGUGAUGUGGCUUUUUCGGUGCCGAAUUCACUGGUUGUAACGCUUGAAAGAGUCCUGGGAAACGAGACUGUUGCGGAACUUUUGACAACAAACAAGUUGUCGGAAUUGGCGUGCUUAGCUUUGUACUUAAUGUAUGAGAAGAAGCAAGGAAAGAAAUCAUUUUGGUAUCCAUAUAUUAGAGAGCUUGAUCGUCAACGAGGAAGGGGCCAGCUGGCUGUCGAAUCUCCACUUCUUUGGUCGGAAGAUGAAUUGGCUUACCUGACGGGUAGCCCCACUAAGGCUGAAGUUCUUGAAAGAGCUGAAGGAAUAAAAAGAGAGUAUAAUGAGCUUGAUACAGUCUGGUUUAUGGCUGGGUCUCUCUUUCAGCAAUAUCCCUAUGAUAUACCUACCGAGGCCUUUCCAUUUGAGAUUUUCAAACAAGCCUUUGUUGCUGUUCAGUCUUGUGUGGUGCAUUUACAGAAAGUACCUUUGGCUCGGAGAUUUGCAUUAGUUCCUCUAGGACCCCCAUUGCUAGCUUACAGGAGCAAUUGCAAGGCAAUGUUAAGUGCUGUUUCUGGUGCCAUUGAACUUGUGGUUGAUCGCUCAUAUAAGGCAGGGGAACCUAUUGUUGUCUGGUGUGGACCACAGCCUAAUUCGAAACUGCUUAUAAACUAUGGUUUUGUUGAUGAUGAUAAUACUCAUGAUCGCCUGGUUGUUCAGGCAGCUUUGAAUACUGAGGACCCUCAAUAUCAGGACAAGAGACUGGUUGUUCAAAGAAAUGACAAACUAUCAGUACAAGCUUUUAAUGUUUUUGCGGGGAAGGAAAAAGAAGCUGUCUCGGAUAUGCUUCCAUAUUUGCGAUUGGGCUAUGUUUCAGAUCCUUCUGAGAUGCAAUCUGUCCUUUCUUCUCAAGGUCCAGUCUGCCCAGUGAGCCCAUGUAUGGAACAAGCGGUACUUGAGCAGCUUGCUGAUUAUUUCAAUAGACGCCUGGCUGGCUACCCUACUACACUUAAUGAAGACGAGUCAUUGUUGUUAGAUCCAAACUUGAAUGCCAAGAAACGAGUUGCCACUCAGCUUGUUAGGUUGGAAAAGAAAAUUCUCCAUGCAUGUUUGCUGGCAACAAUCGAUCUAAUAGACCAGUUACCUGAUCAUACUGUGUCUCCAUGCCCUGCACCAUAUGCACCCCUGUUGAAUUGAAAGUGUGCAGUAAUGCUGUGCUCGGUUUUAACUAGGCAGAACGGUGGAAGUUCUUUGCCGUACUUUGAUGGUAUCCAUAUCAAUGGGUGAAGUGUUUUUCAGGUCAGUCAAAGGAAACUGCAAUUACCUUAUGGAAAAUCAGCAUUUCAUGAUUCUACCAGCCCUCAUAAAUCCUUAGCAACUACAAGGUGACUAUAAGUAACCAAAAUAUAAUGUUCAGAAACCUGGGGAUAUUUUGAGAAGUUUUAAACUUUCUUGGAAUG
Molecule: messenger RNA, 1876 nt
Organism: Hibiscus syriacus
Lineage: Eukaryota; Viridiplantae; Streptophyta; Magnoliopsida; Malvales; Malvaceae
Product: actin-histidine N-methyltransferase-like
Exons: 12
Coding region: 120-1613 (497 amino acids)
Biological process (GO): peptidyl-lysine monomethylation
Cellular component (GO): chloroplast stroma
Molecular function (GO): protein-lysine N-methyltransferase activity
Source: RefSeq, a predicted model, not a curated record